CUGACUGCUUGCACUUUUCCUUUUCAAUUCCCUCCUUUUGUUUCUCCUUAGCAGAUACUUCUUUCUUUCUCGCUUUUUAUAUAUAUAUAUAUAUAGGCGUGGACAUAGAUAUAUAUGUAUAUAACAGUUCAUAUUGGUGGUUGAAUCAAGUCCGUUCUGGUUUUUAGGGUUUAAAUCGAAUAACCGAAUCGAUGAGGCCAAUAAGGCUUCCGGAACCGCCAAGCCCUAACAGGGGUGUGCCGGAGAUCUUCGAAGGUGGGGCCUACAACGUAAUCAGGCGCGCCAUCGUUAUCGGGAACGGGUUCCCGGGCUCAGAGAAUCAGAGCAUCGGGUUGGUCCGCGCUCUCGGGUUAGCUGACAAUCACGUGCUAUAUCGUGUUACAAGGCCAAGAGGAGGAAUAAAUGAAUGGCUCCACUGGCUCCCGGUUUCUCUUCAUAAAAAGUUAAAUUACAUCAUCAGGCAGAUUUAUGGUUACUCACGACUAUUUGUAACAACUCAAGGGGAGAAAGUACCCAUAGCCUUAGAAAAUGGUGGUAAUGUUGGCUUAACAUCUAUUUUAGAAGCUGAUGCAAAGCAGAUUGUGACCCUGGCUCGAGAAACUUAUGAAAAGGAUGGCCCUUUAUUGGUGGUUGCAUGUGGCAGAGAUACUAUAUCUAUUGCAAGCUCUAUAAAGCGCCUGGCAUCAGAAAAUGUCUUUGUUGUUCAGAUCCAGCACCCAAGGUCACAACUGAAUAGGUUCGAUUUGGUGAUCACACCACGCCAUGAUUUUUAUCCUUUGACUCCUCAAGGGCAGAAGCAGGUUCCUCAGUUUCUCCGGAGAUGGAUAAUUCCACAAGAACCGCCUGAUGGUCAUGUGGUUCUCACAUCAGGAGCUUUGCAUCAAAUUGAUUCUGCUGCACUGCGCACUGCAGCUAGUGAAUGGCAUGGUGAUUUUGCUCCUCUGCCGAAACCAUUACUUGUGGUUAAUAUUGGCUGGUCUACAGGUAACUGUAGAUAUGGUGCAGAUCUUGCAAAACAGUUAACAGGCCAUAUUCUUAGUGUUCUUGCAAGCUGUGGAAGUGUUAGAAUUUCAUUCUCGAAUAGGACACCUGAAAAGGUGUCAAAGUUGAUUGUCAGACAACUUGAUAAUAAUCCAAAAGUGUACAUCUGGGAUGGUCAAGAACCAAAUCCACACAUGGGGCAUCUAGCUUGGGCUGAUGCUUUUGUCAUAACAGCUGAUUCAGUUCGAUUAAUAAGCGAGGCAUGCAGCACUGGGAAGCCUGUCUAUGUUCUGGGUGCUGAGCGUUGCAAAUGGAAGUUAAUGGAUUUCCACAAGUCUCUGAGAGAGCGAGGCAUGGUUCGGCCAUUUACAGGUUCUGAAGAUAUAUCAGAAAGCUGGAGCUACCCUCCUCUUAAUGACACUGCGGAAGCAGCUAGUCGAGUGCACGAAGCUCUUGCUAAUCGUGGAUGGCGGCUGCGGCCUUAAAGAAUCUGUCGACAAUUGUUGUUGUAAGGGAUUCUUUUAAAUCAUAAUUUAAAAUUUGAAUAUUGUUUAACAGCACACGGAGGGAGGAGGAGCCACUAGAAGCACCAAUAGAUUUUAAAUUUCAUUCUUUCCCCUUUGGGGGGGAAGGGGGGGUUUCCAGAUAUCGGUAUAGACAAUAAAAAUCUAAAGCUGUAUUAGAGCGCCCUUGUAAAAAUAGAGAGAGGAAACUCUUUUUCUUUUUCUUGUUCUUGUUUUUUCUUUUUGUUUUUCUGUCUUUGCUGCAGUACUGACAGCUCUGGGAAUGGUAAAUAUUCAUUGUAAAUCAAAAAUAUUGUUCGCAAUUUUGUUUGAUUUUCCACGGAAAGAUUGUUCUGGAAUGAGAAAUAAGUUGUGACCU
Molecule: messenger RNA, 1863 nt
Organism: Carica papaya (papaya)
Lineage: Eukaryota; Viridiplantae; Streptophyta; Magnoliopsida; Brassicales; Caricaceae
Gene: ELM1
Product: fission ELM1-like protein (DUF1022)
Biological process (GO): mitochondrial fission
Cellular component (GO): mitochondrial outer membrane
Source: RefSeq, a predicted model, not a curated record